GAUCGACGCGACGAACUUGUAUAUGGGUUUCCCUUAUGUUUCGCUGGUGCUGCACGGUAGUUCACGAUUCACGAUGAGUCCAACUGAAGUAAUGGUGGACGACGAUGUUUCGAUUGAAUAUGUACUCGGAGCAUAUUUGCUAGUGCAGUGAAAUACGUAUAUUUUUUGCAUGUUUGACAUGUUUGGUGUUCUGACAGAACAACAAAAUAAAUAGCUCAGAAAUUGCAAGAACAAUCUGCUAAAUGGGGAAGGUUAAAAAGAAACCAGAAUUGCUCCAUCGUAGCAAGUCUAGGAAUAUAUUGCGUAAUUUAAUGCUAAGAGAUUUUGGAUUACAUACUACACAUAAAACUAAUACACGUGAAUUGGAACCAAUAGCUGAAACAAAUCUUGUGUUAAGAGACCACAAGGAAGUGAAAUGUGAUUUGCCUGGUGUUCCUAGAGCCUCUUUUUUAAUGGUCUUCAGUCCUGAUGGGACUAUGGUAGCAUCUACACAUGGAAACCACAAUGUUUAUAUCACAGAGAUUACAACAGGAAAAAAUAUUAGAACUCUAUCUGGACAUCCACGUACUCCAUGGUGCAUAGCUUUUCAUCCUUCCUCUAGUCAGAUCUUGGCAUCUGGCUGUUUAGGAGGCCAAGUUCGUGUAUGGGAUUUAAGUGGUGGUAGUGAAAUUUGGAAUGUUGAUAGUCACACUGUUAUUGCUUCACUUGCGUUUCAUCCAUUUGAAAGAUUAUUAGUUAUAGCUACAUAUAACGAAAUUCACUUUUGGGAUUGGAGUAAAUCCCGCCCUUUUGCUGUAGCUGCUACAAAGACUGACAAAGAAAAAGUGAGAUAUGUAGCUUUUGACAAUCUGGGACGAAAACUAAUCACGGGAAUUGCAAAUACACCACAAGUUCAAUCACAAUGGGAUCGGACUUCUGGAGUGAAUCAAUUACUUAGAACUAAUAUGAUGAAUUUUCGAUAUUCACGAGAUUUUGAUGCUGAACUUUCACCAUGGCAUUUGUGGAACCAUGGAUCCAUAUACGGAAGAGGAAUAGCGGACAUUCAUACUGCAGACAGAACUUCCCGUGCCUACCUGUUUAUGCGCAGAGAAUUGGACAUGCCCUACGAAAUAUCCAGCUUUUCGCGAUUCGCCAACACGUACAAUCAGCAGUUGAGGAAUAACUCGUCGCGGGAAGAGGCACGGAUUCAUGCGGAUAUUCAGCGACGACGACUUCUAUCUUCUUACGAUACAACAUCCAUGCUACGUGAAAGUUUCGCAGAACUGAAUCAAAACAGAGAAGCGCAUCCAAAUAUCAGACGAAGUCCACAUCCGUCCAGUCUGACCAUUCCCAGCAAUUUCUUAAAUCGGGACAGUACCGAAAACAGAUCGGCAAACGACAGCAACGAUGACGAUCUGCCGAGCAGUUCGGCUAGGGGACGUGAUCGGGAAGCGAACGUGGUCAACGAUCUAAGGGACGAAUCGUACGAGCGAUUGAACAGCAUGUUUGCCAGGGCGCGCGAAAGAGUGCGUAGAAUCAAUUCUCAUUCAGAAAGAAGAAUUAAUUUAUGCUACAGAAGACUCGAUCGAUAUGUCACGCUUGUAAGACGUUACUUUAACGUUUCUAGAAAUCGUGAUACGAUGGAUCGUGGCACAGACCCCAUGCCUCUUAGCACAUCAUCGCCUAUUCCCGAAGAAGGAAGUAACCAAAAUGAAUCGACGGCGACUGAAUCGUCCAUACGGCGCUUAAGAAAUGCACUGAAUUCUAGUGCUCAAGCGAACAAUUCAAAUCUGGAAAGAUUGCAACAAUGUCAGCGUUUGUUAUUAGAACGUUCUUCCGAACAAGAAGAGAUCGGUACUACUCAAAUUGGUACUACUCUUCAGAAUUUAAGAGAAGCUCUGAAUGCUGCUGCCGAAAAUAAUAGCUCGUGUCUGAUAAGAUUGCAAAAAUUACGAGAGAGAUUACAACGACACAUGACCUUGUUCGACCAUUCUAACAAUCGUAACCCUCGCCUUCAGCUGCUUCGCAACGCGCUGAACAAUGAAAUCGAAGCGCUUAACAAUAUGAAGAUGCAAUUUACUAACACGAGUUCUAGGAUUGAACGAUUGCGUGAUGAAUUCACAAUGUACGGUAAUAGUCCAUCACGAAAUCGUCAUGUUGCGACCGAUCUUUCGCAGAUGAAUUUGAACGAGUGGAGAACAAUUACUCCGUACGAUGAACAGUCACCCAGCACUAGUUCCUCGAGAGUUGCCAUCAUAAGAUUUGAACCUCCGCGCGCACGCGAUGAAGGUUUAUAUUCGGAACCCAAUGUCUUUCCUAGUACAAGCUCUGCCGGAAGGAAUCAAGAACAUGAUGCAACACGGUCUAAUGCAGAAAAUGACGAAAGCGCGAAUAUUUCGCCGAGAACUGGUAGAAGGACUAUGAAAAGAUCGUUCUCGUCUACGAACAUGACAGAUGAGCACUCAAGAAAACGAAAGCAUCCAUUUAUAGACGACAGUUCAUCUUCGAGCGAUGAGAGCUAUUCGCAAGCAUCAACGUCGCGCAACAGCGCGUCUAAUUUCACAGUUUCAACUCAUUCGGCGUUUCAACCGAACAUACCUAAAGCCACUGCACAAAAUCUAAGCAUGCCAGCUAGCUCUCUCAGAUUGACCGAAACAAACAGAAAUAACUUGCCUGACAAUUUGCACAAUGAACCAAACGAAAGUAAUAUCCAGGAUAAUGAAACAUCAGGAACUACACAAAAUGUGCACGAAACUCCAAGAUCUCAAGAAUUUCGUGAUCGUAGGCGAAGAAAUGUACCUUCGCUCAGGAGAGUGAUAGAUAUUCUUCAACGAAAUUCGCGUGCAGAUCGUGGAGAGAGCAGUAAUACCACGCAGGCGUCAUUAGACGAUUCGGAGAAUGGAUACUGGCUUCUUGAAGAAAACAGUAAUUCAGAUUCCAAUUUGGAAGAUACAAAUUCCAAUGCUUCAAACUCCCGUCGGUGGACCAGUCGAUGGAUACAAUUGGAUACUUCAAACAGAAAUCCAGAAUACAUCAACGAUUUGUCGAACGAACAAGUCAAUUCGAGAUCUUUUUCAGAGGAUACAGAUCAGAAUUUUGACGAUAGACACAAUAGAGAUCAAAGAAAUCGCUUGUCGCCUAUAUCUGCAAACCCUACUCGAUACGAACAACCGCCGUUGUUUCCGUUUAGAAGUUUACGGGAAAAUCAGUCCCAAAGAUCCGAAUCCCAAAGAACAGAACAGAAUCAAGUACCUGCUACCAGCAGUUCUGACAGCACUACAUUUCAACAAUCGUCUGAUUCGAGUGUGACGGAUACAACUCUCGCGGGAUUAAGUGAAAGUGUUGACGAUCCUAUCGCAAGAAGUGCCAACGAAACAAAUCACGAAAACAGAUCGACCACAAGUGACAGACAACAAGAACAGCAACAACAACAACAAGAGGACCAACGAAAUUUAGACGACACAAAUUUUGAUUCUAGCGAUUUGGACUCUAUAACAUUUGAUGUUGGCAAUAUAGAUCCGAGAGAAAGUUCAUUAGGAGUUCGGCAAGGGAUUCAAUUGCUUAGUCGUCACAUUGACAACAUGCAACGCUUGUGCCGGGCGCGCUUGGAAAUAGUUCAGUUAUACCAAGUGCGUAAAAUGUGGGAAGAUCUACAACGGCAGAUACGAUCACUGCAUGUAACAGUUCGCGUGGAAAGACAGAACGCAGAUCAGACAGACGCGCAGACAAGAGACAACAGUAAUCCCGGUACGUCAUCAGCAUCGGUGAAUGAUUCUGGGAGAAAUUUUAAGAAAACUCUCUUGGAAAAUUAUCAAAGAGAAAGCAGCGAGAGUGAUCAGGACGGAAGAUCGCAUGAUCCGAAUCAACCGUCAACUUCGAAAGGAAUAACUGGUCACCAGAGAAAUCGCGAUGAAGCGUCAUCAUCUGGUAAUCGCAACAACGUCGAAGAAAGCACGACUAAUAUAAGUCUCUCGAAUCUGUUGCCAAGUGACGAAGAAUUACGACGGAUGCAAUGUCUCAAGCUAAAUGAAAUAUUAGACGGCUUGUACGAGCGACUAACGCGCUGUCAGAAUUGCAAUUCACGCGUCGCCGAUGAUGCGCGAGCAACGAACAACGAUCAUACGUAUGCCAAUUUGACGACUGACAGCGACAUGCAGUUACCUAGUAUGUCUAGUGUCGUCUCGAAUAUCGGGGCUAAUUCAAAUCUGCCAGCGGUUACUGCGAUAACAACAGAGUCGGAACCGUUACCUAGUAUCUCGAGUUUCGUUAGUACUGCUGGUUCUAGCAGAUCGACCCAAAUAUCGGAUACAAAUACCGAUUAUUCUGCGACUGGCAGUGCAACUGGUAACAACAGCACGAAUGACGAUAACAUUAACUCUAUUUCUACAUCUGAUCCACCUACGCAAUGUUCGACAAAUCAAGGCGGCAGUUCAGCCUCCGGAUCAUCACUUGAAUCGUCUACAAGCGGUUGUAAUAGACUGCGUGGUAGACAAAAGUUAUAUCUCAGACGUUUAAAGUUAUGGUCGAUGAGAUCGCAUCGUGGCACAAGACAGAGUUCCAGACCCCAAUCUGCGAAUAAUCCGUUUCGACAUUAUGAACAUGUCAGGAGACCGUGGUAUUUACGCAGAAAUGCACCUCAAAAUACGAGUAAUAAUAAUGAAAAUUCAGACGUAGACUUAGAUAUUCGAGAUCUAGUAUCUCGAGGCGAUAGAACGGCACGAGGCUCAAACACGUCUGAAUAUCUACAAAAAAUGAUCGUGCGGCUGGCAUAUCUAGUCCGACAGCAAAGAGCUUUAGCUCGGAACAGUAACAUCAAUAGACGAUUGGAUGGUAGUCGUCAGCCAGAAACUGCUAGAGACAACGACGAUCGGCAAAUGGAAGAGAUUCGAGAAGCUACAAGGUUAAGAGCUAGGCAAGUACUCGGUUUGAUGGUGAGAUCAAUGAUUCAAUUCUUCGAAGUUACAAGAUCAGACAAUGGCUUCCAGAAUAAUGUUCUUUAUGAACAGAUGUGUAAUUUGUACGUAUUGUUACAUCUGGCACUGCAAUUAACAGAUUUAUUGCUGGCACAGUUAGUAAUGACAAGACGAGAAUUAGAGUCAAAUCAAUAUGGACCUUUCGCUUCUGAUUUAUUGGUCGAUAACCAGAACGAGGACACGCGUCGCGAUAAUAACAACAGCGCUGAUAAUAACUUGGAAAGAGAAAAUAAUCGCACAAGUGAGAACAUUUCGAGACAAAGCGCAGAUCGAGAGAGAUCUCCGAGAAGCUUACUUGAAAUAUCAAAUGCAUCUAAUAUGUCAAAUGCGUCUAAUGUCUCUCUAGAUGGGCGAGAUUGGUCAGACGUUCAUUCAGUUACCGAGAGCAGACGCCAACGUCUUAUGGCAAUGCACUUAAAACGACACUUAAAACGGCUAUCUCGUCAUCGACGAGGAAGUGCGAGUACGUCUUUCGAGAACCGAACUAAUAAUCCAACGGUAUCUCGACCUAACAUUAAUGGCGAUGGUAACAAUUCAAGCGAUAAUAUUCAAAACGAAGAUAAUCGCCAAUCGAUUUCUGAAAACGCUUUGUCAGCAGAAGUGCAAAGCAUCGUGGAGCGAAUACAAAGUAGCGGCACAAUCGACAACGAUGAUCGCAGUGGUGAGAGAACGAGACUUGAAAAUCGGACAACCGACACUACGCAAAAUUCGCGCGAACCGCGAAACGUGAACGAAGGCUAUCGGCGAAUUUAUAGAAAUACCACAUUAUCUGAACCGACAAUGAGACGCACCAAUGAAUCAAGAAAUACGCAAGAGAAUGACACCGAAAUAAUUGGUUGGAGAUUUUGUCGCAACUCAUCAAUAGAACGAAACCGUCGACUUCGCUGGAAUUCUCGUUACGCGCGUGGCACAAAUUUAUUACAUGAUCAACAUUACAACUUUAUUGAUCGCAGAUCUACUCAGGACCGAGAAUCUUAUCGACGACAAUUCAACGUGCCUGAACUACAAGUGAACAGCAUGCCCGUAAACGAUUCACAAUUUGAUAAUUCGGCUCUUAAUUCUCGAAGAAGGCAGAAUGCGCCACCUUCGCCGCCACACACGCCUCCGCCAUAUUUGAUGAAUAGUUCUGUUUAUUACAACGACAGCAGAAAUAACGAUCGUACGAAUGAAUCAAUGAAUGAUCAACCUGGACCCAGUUGGAUCGAAGUGCCAAACAGACAUCGGGUGACCCCAACGUUUCUAACGUUAUGGCGCAAUCGGUUUUCUUUUGUGCCUCGUGAAGUCGCGGCUAAUACAGGAUCACGGACUGGAAGAGGUGCUGGUUUUCAUCCAAGUGGUAGCGGCAACGAUGGUAACGAUCCUGGCGGAAGAGGAGGAAGUAGUGGUAGAGGAGGUAGAGGUGGUGGCGGAGGAGCAGGUGGUGGUGGAGGUGGUGGUGGUGGAGGUGGUGAUAGUACGGAGAAAUCCAUNGGAGGAGGAGGAGGAGGAGGAGGAGGAGGAGGAGGAAGUGGUGGUGAUAAUGGUGGUAAUGGAGAUGGUGGCGGUGGUGGCGAUGGAAAUGAAAAUGGAAAUGGAAACGGACAAGAUCCAAGAAACGAUGAUAAUGACUUUUGGGAUGUUGAUAAUAUACCAGUGGGUAUGUCGUUUAAUCCAACGUUAGAAAUUCAAAGCUACCGUGUACAAGCAUGGGACUUCUCCGGUGGUGAUAUACCUGAUAUUACGGACUCUGAGAAAAACAUCGUGGUACGCGAAUGUAAGAUCCAUAACGACGCGAGUAUCGAUAUAUCUGCAGAUGGAAAAUUGCUAGCGACCCUUAUGCCAACAGGUCGUAUCAAUGUUACAACCAUGUUAGGUAUUUAUAGUUUGCAGUGGGAAACAUUAGGAGAGAGAAUUUAUUCAACCAAGAUUGAUCAAACUGUAGUGUCUGUUUCGAUGUCGCCCACGCAACAACAUCUUUUAGUAGGUUUAGCACGCAGAAUUCAUGUUCCCGCUAGACCUUUUCCCAUGGCCGUAAUUUACAAGCUGAUGGAGAAACAGUCCAAAACUGGAAUGUCGACAGAUACCGCAGAGUCAAUAUGCGAUUCCUCCGAUGAGACACUUGAUGAGAAUAUUUCUACGAGUAAUAUAACGAGACAAAAUAACGCUACACCUAACAGUUACAGACCACACAAUCAAGAUUGGCGAAUUCGAAUGAGAAGUGACAUGGAUAUUAAGCGUAACAGAGAAAGUAUGGUGCUUAUUCGGGAAUUGCUGCAAAGCAAUCGAGAAACAUCGGCUUAUGUCAGUUUGAAUUGCAUAAGAUGGGCGCCUCAGCCGGGCCAAGGAAUGGUAUAUGCCACAAGUUCCGGACAAUUAAAUAUUCUACAGUGAUCGCGCGUUCGUAAACAGCGAUGGAAGUAAACUUUUCGCAUCAUAAUUAUUAAGGCUGUAAAUAUUCAAAUAUGUAAUAUCGCGGAACUAUAUCUGAAAUAAGUAUUGUUCUAUUAUUUAUUCAAAAGAAGAAGAUUCGAUAAUUAUUUGGACUUUAAUGCCAAACAGUCAAAUAUGUGAAUUUUGGAGUAAAAUUCAUAAAUUUUCAGAAUUCAAAAUAAUACGGAAAAAAUAAAUUGUAUAGAUACAUACAUAUAUAUAUAUAGUAUGUUAAAAUUUGUUGAAAAACUGUAGUAAGAUGACUGUCCUAGUAAUCAUUUUUGCUUCAAAAUUAAAAUGAUUAAAAAAGUACUAUUAUGCAAUAAUAUUAUAUAAUAUUUUAUUAAUUAAAAAUAGAACAUAUUUAUUUUGGGAUUCUCUUAAAAAUAAAAUACAUGAUGUAAAACAUGAUUUUUACUGCGAUAUGACUACUACGUAUUAGGACAGCUAUUUUACUGUAUGUAAUUUAAAUCAAUCAUCAUUCUCUGUUUUUUCUUUAAAGUGAAUAGAUUUUUACUUUGAAUUAAUAAAUUCCCGUGCAUAUUUAGAUCUUCAAAUUUAAUAUAAAUUUGAUGAGAGUUAUUCGGAUAUUUAGUCGGAUUGAAUUUACAGUUCUAAUAAUGUUUAAAUUAAAUGUAUUAUACAGUUAGAUACAAUGCAAUAUUCGGCCCCAGCUUUCUCUUUAAUGACUCGUUUUGAUAAGUUAUAAACAAUAAUUCAAGAUGUCAUAUCAUAUUUAAUUUUAAAGAAUUUGCGAUGUAACAAACUGGAUAAUCGAGAUAGAUGGAGAGUAGGAUGUUCUACAAGAAAUAUAUAAAUUUUAUUGAUUUUUUCCUACAGUGGAUAUCAUAUCUAUUGCGAGAAGCAAUUGUAAAAAAAUGCAAAAUGUACAGGUAAAGUAAUUGUUCGAUACGUAUAUUAUUGUAUAUAAUUUAUGUAAUUUUCUAUUAUAUAAUUUAGAAGAAUUCUGAUUUUAUUAGACUGAUUUUUUGUAAUAUGAUUUGACUAUAAUUUUCCUUGAUUUUAGGAAAAUUUCUGUUAUGAUACAAAAAAUGGAACUGGGUCAUUUAUAUAUAGUAUUAAUAUGUAUUUACUGAUCGAUGAAACACUAUGAAAUAAACAAUAUUAAAUCGUCUUUAAUU
This is a messenger RNA of Pseudomyrmex gracilis, 8503 nucleotides long. RefSeq lists its product as uncharacterized. The transcript is spliced from 21 exons. The record is from RefSeq and is a predicted model, not a curated record. NCBI's taxonomy places the organism in Eukaryota, Metazoa, Arthropoda, Insecta, Hymenoptera, Formicidae. Gene Ontology annotation, molecular function: protein binding. Gene Ontology annotation, cellular component: intracellular membrane-bounded organelle. Gene Ontology annotation, biological process: autophagy. The coding region runs from base 243 to 7322 and encodes 2359 amino acids.